UGUUCUAUUUCAAAAUGGCGACGAAUCCGGUUCGGCACGACAUCUGUCGACUAUACUCCAUUGCAGUUAGUGGCUAGACAUCGAACGUAAUGGCAGGUUCCAUAGAGAUUCCACUUCGUGAUACGGAUGAAGUAAUUGAGCUAUACUUGGAUCAAUUACCAGAAGGAGAUGAGGUUCUUGGUAUUUUACGUCAAGAACAUGCACAACUUAAUAUUUGGGUCAAUUUGGCUCUUGAAUAUUACAAACAACAUAAAAUCGAAGAUUUCAUUAAAAUACUUGAGUCUUCUCGGACUGAUGCUAAUAUUGAUUACCGUGACUAUGAAAAAGAUCAAAUGCGUGGGUUGGAUAUGUUGGCUGCAUAUUAUGUGCAAGAAGCCAAUAGAGAAAAAAAUAAGGACAAGAAGAGAGAUCUAUUUACAAAAGCUACCCUAUUAUAUACAACUGCAGAUAAGAUUAUUAUGUAUGACCAGAAUCAUUUACUUGGCAGAGCUUAUUUCUGCCUCCUGGAGGGAGAUAAAAUGGAUCAGGCUGAUGCCCAAUUUAAUUUUGUACUAAAUCAAUCUCCAAAUAAUAUUCCUUCCCUACUGGGAAAAGCAUGCAUAGCGUUUAACAAAAAAGAUUAUAGAGGUGCACUUGCCUUUUAUAAGAAGGCAUUGAGAACAAAUCCAAAUUGUCCAGCUGCUGUAAGGUUGGGAAUGGGGCAUUGUUUUAUGAAAUUAAAUAACCAGGAAAAAGCACGUUUAGCGUUUGAAAGAGCUUUACAGUUAGAUGGCCAAUGUGUUGGAGCAUUAGUUGGACUUUCAGUACUGAAAUUAAAUCAACAACAGCCUGAUAGUAUUAGAACUGGUGUUCAAAUGUUAUCUAAAGCUUAUACCAUUGAUUCGACUAAUCCCAUGGUGUUGAAUCAUUUGGCAAAUCAUUUUUUCUUUAAAAAGGAUUAUAACAAAGUACAGCACUUAGCCCUCCAUGCAUUUCAUAAUACAGAGAACGAGGCUAUGCGUGCAGAGAGUUGCUAUCAAUUAGCCAGAGCAUUUCAUGUUCAGGGUGACUAUGACCAAGCGUUUCAAUAUUACUAUCAGGCAACACAAUUUGCACCUCCAGUUUUUGUAUUACCACACUUUGGCUUAGGUCAAAUGUAUGUUUAUCGUGGUGAUGCAGAAAAUGCAGCACAAUGUUUUGAAAAAGUGUUGAAAGCUCAGCCAGGUAAUUAUGAAACAAUGAAAAUUCUUGGAUCUCUGUACGCAAAUUCAAGUUCUCAAUCGAAACGCGAUAUUGCAAAAAACCAUCUUCGUAAAGUAACUGAACAAUUUCCGGAUGAUGUUGAAGCAUGGAUUGAAUUGGCUCAAAUAUUGGAGCAAAGUGACCUUAAUGCAGCCUUAAAUGCAUAUGGUACAGCAACUAGAAUUUUAAAAGAAAAAGUCCAGGCAGAUAUACCACCAGAAAUUCUAAAUAAUGUUGGUGCUCUACAUUAUAGACUUGGAAACUUAGAAGAAGCUAGGAAAAAUUUGGAGGAAUCUUUAGCGCGUUCUAAAGCUGAUGCCUUACACGAUUCUGUAUACUAUAACUCAAUUGCAGUUACAACAACAUAUAAUUUAGCUCGUUUGAACGAAGCUUUAUGUAUAUUUGAUAAAGCAGAAAAAUUAUACAAAGCCAUUUUAAAGAAACAUCCAAACUAUGUAGAUUGUUAUUUACGACUUGGCUGUAUGGCUCGAGAUAAAGGACAAAUUUAUGAAGCGUCUGAUUGGUUUAAGGAUGCUUUAAGCAUAAAUAACGAGCACCCAGAUGCAUGGUCUCUUUUGGGUAACUUACAUUUGGUUAAAAUGCAAUGGGGUCCUGGCCAGAAGAAAUUCGAAAGAAUUUUAAAAAAUCCAGCAACAAGUACCGAUGCCUAUUCUUUGAUUGCUUUGGGUAACAUUUGGUUGCAAACAUUGCAUCAAAGUGGAAAAGAUAAAGAUCGAGAGAAGCGACAUCAAGACAGAGCAUUGGCUAUGUACAAACAGGUUUUGCGAAACGAUCCUAAAAAUAUUUGGGCUGCAAAUGGAAUAGGAGCUGUACUAGCGCAUAAAGGUUGUGUAAAUGAAGCUAGAGAUAUUUUUGCUCAAGUUCGAGAAGCAACAGCAGAAUUUUGCGAUGUAUGGUUAAAUAUUGCGCACAUUUAUGUAGAGCAAAAACAAUUCGUUAGCGCUAUUCAAAUGUAUGAAAACUGCCUUCGGAAGUUCUAUAAAUAUCAUCAUGUCGAAGUUUUGCAAUAUCUUGGAAGAGCUUACUUUAAAGCUGGUAAAUUGAAAGAAGCAAAAUUGACAUUAUUAAAGGCAAGAAGAGUAGCUCCACAGGACACCGUUUUGUUAUACAAUAUUGCACUUGUGCUUCAACGUCUAGCGACACAAAUUUUGAAGGAUGAGAAAUCCACCUUAACAACAGUACUCCAGGCAGUUCAUGAAUUGGGACUCUCACAUAAAUAUUUCCAAUAUCUAUCAACGCAUGGAGAUAAAAUGGGGCAACUUGCAGAGGCAGAAACAAGAAGGUGUCAAGAUCUUUUAUCGCAAGCCCAAUAUCAUGUUGCCAGAGCUAGACGAUUGGACGAGGAAGAAAAAAUGCUUAGGAGAAAACAAGAAGAAGAAAGACAAGCAUUUAAAAUGCGACAAACAGAAGAACAACGGAAACUUGAAGAGAUGCGACGACAAAAAGAAGAAGAAAUGUUACAGAAACGUCAAGAGUACGUUGAAAAGACAAAGAACGCUUUAGUAUUCGGCGAAAUGCCUUCAGAAAAACCUGGAAGGAAAGGAAGAAAAGCACGCACUGAUCAAUACGUUAGUGACAGCGGUGGUUCUGGGAGAGAGGAAGGUCGGGAGGAAGCUCCUAGAGAAAGGAAACGCAAAAGAAAAGCAAGUGGUGAACGUAAAGAAAAAAGGGCUAAGGGUAGAGCAAAGCGCAAGAAAGAAAUGGGAAGUGGAGAAAGUGGUUCAGAAAGUGAUCGACUCAAGCCGAAACGUGGAAGAAAAGGGAUUAUUAAGAAAGACAGAGCAUUUCGGAAAAGUACAGCUGAGACUGCAAAAGGAAAGAUGCCUUUAUCGAAAGAAACUAUAUCGACUAGCGAAUCUGAUAGCGAUUCAGGAGGUCUUAAAAUCGCCAGCGGAGGUGAAAGCGGUAAUGAAGGUCGCGGACGCGGAAAUAGACGAAUUAUGUCUGACUCAGAAGGAUCCCGUGCAUCGAGAUCUAGGUCUCGUUCCAGAUCGAAACUUAGAAGCCGUUCUAGAAGUAGUUCACGAUCGCGAUCACGAUCGCGAUCACGAUUGCGAUUGCGAUCACGAUCACGAUCACAAUUGCGAUCACGAUCACGAUCAAGAUUUCAAUCUCGAUCCGUAUCUCGUUCACGGUCUAGAUCUCGUUCAGGUUCUAAGUCGAGAAGUCAAUCGCGGUCGAAAAGUCCGUCGAGAUCAAGAUCCGUUUCAGCGAAAAGUGGUUCACGCUCGAGAUCAAGAUCAGGGUCGCGGAAGAGUCAGUCGCGAUCAAGAUCGCGUAGUGGUUCGAGGAAAAGUGGAUCGCAGCCAAGAUCAAGGUCGGGUUCUGCAGUUAGUGCACGAUCAAGAUCGGGUUCUGCAGCUAGCGCACGAUCGAGAUCAGGCUCUGCACGUUCGAGAUCGGGAUCUGCAGCUAGUGCACGAUCGAGAUCAAGGUCUCCUAGUGGUUCCAGAAAAGCAGCUUCGCGAUCAAGGUCAAGAUCAGGAUCAAGGAGUGGAUCACAGUCGGAGGGACGUAUAUCAAGAAGCAGAAGCCGAUCAAAAUCUAAAUCUGUGUCAAGAUCUAGAUCACGUUCCGGCUCACGGUCAAAGAGUGGCUCUCGAAGUCGCAGCCCUAGUGGAUCGGCAAGAUCUGCUACUCCAGAGUCGAGAAAAUCAGUUUCGGGCAGUGAUGUUGGUUCCCGCCAUUCGAGUACAGAUCGAGGAGGUGGCAGCGAAAGCGAAUAAACUCGAUACGCAUAUAAUAACAUCACUAGCGCGCAGAAAAUCCAAUCUUGGAUUGUAUACUUUUUCUAAGAGCCAAAUUUAUAUAAAUGAAAUAUAUAUUACUUUCGCGAUAUAUUUCUUAACACACGUUUGAAAGAACCGUUCGAAUCGAAACAGCAUUGUUACGCUAAGAUGGAGCGCGGCAACUGGCAAUCGUUCGAGCUUACGAGUAACUUCGAUUUAUCGUUUAUCGAAGCAGUUUGAAGAUAACUAAACGAUCUCUAGAUGGAGCGACUUCAGUGUUUCGGACGUAAUACUUCGGACAAUUGAAUAUUUGUUUUAUGUUUGCGGGUUAUUAAAACAGCCCAUAGUUUGAAUCGAAACCGUGUAUUUAUGUUCUUCACAUUGUAUUUAAAACGAAGUAUUACUUUACGAUGCAAGGUAAUUUUAUGUAAAAUUAUUACGAUUUCGUAUUUCAUCUAGUUCAAUGUAUAAACCGUUUUGCUUUCUGAUUAGUUAUCUGUCGAUACUUUUUAUGAUAAACAAUUAGAUUUAAUUGUUAUUGUACACACAUUGUUUAACAUACAAGAAGAUAUGUUAAGAUUGUAUUAAUAACCAAUGUAUUGUUUUAUAUUAAAAAUUACAAAAAAAAGAUUA
This is a messenger RNA of Bombus terrestris (buff-tailed bumblebee), 4604 nucleotides long. It is a transcript of the gene Ctr9, whose product is annotated as RNA polymerase-associated protein CTR9 homolog. NCBI's taxonomy places the organism in Eukaryota, Metazoa, Arthropoda, Insecta, Hymenoptera, Apidae. Gene Ontology annotation, biological process: regulation of DNA-templated transcription. Gene Ontology annotation, cellular component: Cdc73/Paf1 complex. The record is from RefSeq and is a predicted model, not a curated record. The transcript has 14 exons. Bases 90 to 3968 code for a protein of 1292 amino acids. Gene Ontology annotation, molecular function: RNA polymerase II complex binding.